Acyrthosiphon pisum (pea aphid) is the source of this 1137-nucleotide messenger RNA. It is a transcript of the gene Elp5, whose product is annotated as Elongator complex protein 5. NCBI's taxonomy places the organism in Eukaryota, Metazoa, Arthropoda, Insecta, Hemiptera, Aphididae. Gene Ontology annotation, cellular component: cytosol; elongator holoenzyme complex; nucleus. The record is from RefSeq and is marked provisional. Gene Ontology annotation, biological process: tRNA wobble uridine modification. Gene Ontology annotation, molecular function: tRNA binding.
GCCUCUAGCGGACAGCACCUGCAGUCGAGUACUACAAAAUAUGACGAUGUUCAUUUUCCAAGUCGUGAUAAAAUAAUUUAAAAAAUAAAAUCAAAGUUGAAAAUUCUAUACUUGUAUAGUUCUUUGGUAAUGUAGAAGUGCCAGACGCCAGUGAGACAUAAUUUCAAUUUUAUAAUUGAUAGAAUGAAGUAUUAACAAUUUCAAUAAACUUGUGGAAUAUAGAAAUAAAUUGUUAUUUGUUUGAAUCUUACAUGAUGAACGUUUACGAUAGUGUUGUAAGAGGUACACAAGCUAGUCGGUUAAUACUCAUUGAAGAUUCAUUUUUAGCCAAAGGACAGUUUCUAUUACAUCUUAUAUCUGCUAAUCGUAAAUCUCACGACAUCCAUGUACUUUGUUAUGAAAAUUUAGUGUCCAAAUAUCAGACUUUAUUUCCCUCCUUGUCUAAUAUCCAAUACCAUGAUUGUAUGAUUAAUAUUUCGUCUUUAAAUUUAAGUAUGUAUGAAACUGUUUCAUGUAUAGUUGAAAAAUCAACAAGAAAAAUAGUCAUUUUGAUUGAUUCGUUAUCUAUGUAUUUACUUUUAACUGGCUUCAGGAAAGUGUAUAAAGAAUUAUUGGAUAUUACAUCGUCAGAUAAAUUUCCUAAAGUUGUUCAAUUUGUGGUAGUGGUACACAAAGAUGUAACAGAAGUUAAUCAAAUUGAACACCUGAAAAACAUAUGUAAGACACAUGUAAAUGUACAAAGUACUAACAAUCCGUUAUUUUUAAAUCUAAUAUUAGAACAUAAAAGAUCAAAUGGUAAAUGUGUAGUUCAGAAAUUAAAAGGCGAAUUAAAAUCUGAUAGUACAUUUAAACUAAUAAAUGACUUACCACCAAUAAAAAUUGAAGAGGAUAAAGGCAUACCAACAAAUUUAGCUAGUUUUAAAUUAGAUUUACAAGACAGUGAGAAGAAAGCCAAGGAUGAAUUAAUUUUACCAUAUACUCUAGUGCAAAUUCCAUCCAAUACUGGUGGAAUGAUUCAUUAUGUUCCAGAUGAAGCAGAUGACUGGGAUGAAGAAGAUCCGGACGAUGACUUAGAAAUAUAGUAUUAUAUCAUGUUAUUUAUAUAUUGUGUUAUGUAAAUAGAGUAUGUACUAUGCA